AUGUUAAACAAAGACAAAGAUUUAUUUGACUUCUUAUCAAAUGCACCUAAAGAAUUUAGGGAAGGAGAACAAAUUAAAAAAUAUCAAAUGAAGAAUGGAGAUUUUAUACACUGUGUUUUGUGGAAUAUGCAUUUUUAUUUAACAGGCACUGACAUUGUAAAAAUAUUGUUGUACAGAUUUCAAACGUCCGGUAGACAACUUACUAAUCUAAAAAAAUUUGAGGAAGGAAUUUUUAGUGACUUAAGAAAUCUAAAGCCGGGCAUUGAUGCCACGCUAGAAGGUCCAAGGAGUGAGUUUCUUGAAUUUUUAUAUAAAAAUGGGUGUAUUCGUACCCAAAAAAAACAAAAAGUUUUCUACUGGUACAGUGUCCCACAUGAUGCACUGUUUUGUGAUGCAAUGGAAAGAGAUAUGAGACGAGAAACACAAAUGAUGUCAUAUAAUAAAUAUAUUAAUGCCUCGGGUAGAAUGACACCAUCUCCUAAUUACAACAUGAUGCGUAUGGAUAAAAUGGGAGAAAUUGACCAUAGAAAUAUUAAUUACUCACAUUUAGAAAAUAAUACACAGCACUAUUUAAAGGAACCUAUGCGUAUUUUUGAUCCAAAUAUAAAUUCUCAAAAAUAUAUUCCUGAUUAUCUAAGACACACACCUACAGCUCCGAUGCGUGUUUAUCCAGAAUAUACUGAUUAUGAACCUGAUCCAUUUUAUAAGGACAGUUCACUAAAAAAUGAUAUAAAUUUUUACGGGAAUCAUAAACAGAUAUCACCUUCUGAAAUAUCAAAGCCACAUUCUCGAAAAGAUUUAUCAAUUGAGGAUUUUGAUUUUUUAAAAGCAAGAAUAGAUUCUCGAUCAAAAGAGGAAGCAGAGAAAAAGAAAAAACUUAAUAAAAAAAUAAGCCUAGGCGAAAAUAGCAGUGAUAUAUUUGGAGGAUAUUAA
Messenger RNA from Vairimorpha ceranae, 933 nucleotides. Its product is annotated as ste12 transcription factor. Lineage: Eukaryota; Fungi; Microsporidia; Nosematidae. The transcript has a single exon. Bases 1 to 933 code for a protein of 310 amino acids. Gene Ontology annotation, molecular function: DNA-binding transcription factor activity. The record is from RefSeq and is a predicted model, not a curated record. Gene Ontology annotation, biological process: regulation of pseudohyphal growth; regulation of DNA-templated transcription; sexual reproduction. Gene Ontology annotation, cellular component: nucleus; Tec1p-Ste12p-Dig1p complex; Ste12p-Dig1p-Dig2p complex.